UGGCCCGCCGAGGCUGCCAGUCAGAGGAGCUGGGAGUCAGGCACUGCUAGGAGAGCAGAUUAUGAAGCGGAGCUCAACCAGCGGCAGUCUCCUUUCAUUGUCUCAAUGGCUGCACACGCAUUCCUCCUGUGCUCCCUCGCCGCGCUGUCCGCUCUCAGCCGGCCCGGGCUCUCCUUUUCUGAGAAGGAGGAUCAGCCUGGAUUCUUCUUUGAAGAAGUGCCUAAAAUCAUGGACAGAAGCAAAGAGAACCCCAAACAAGCAACAAGAGUCACAGCAAGUCAAGAUGGUGGGUACGGCUUGGAGAGUGAAGAGGUUAUUUUGACGCCUGAAGAUGAAAACCCACUCAGGAGAAUACUGCAGCCUUUUAACUGGCAUCAGCCAGGGAUGUAUCACAGUAAGAGGAAGCUGCUCCAAUCUCUUCUGGGGCCUUAUGGCCCACUGAGCGUGUCUUACAAUGGGAAGACCUGCAUUCUGUUCAAGGCAAAGCGGCUGGCAAUUCGCUACAGAAACCAAACUUUUAUUGACCUCACUGAGAAGGUCUUUAACACAAAUUCACCUGUGGACACCAAAGGCUCCAUCUGCACCAAGGAGAAAGCGACGCUUUCAUUAAAGUUUGGUGAUGUGGAGGACUUGCGAGGUCUAGUAAUCAGGCUUCAAAUGUCAAACACUUUCUACGAAGCAGCUGGUCAAAAUUGGUUCACACUAGACAGUGUGCACAUCCACUACAACUGGACCCAGGAGGCCACGUUUAACGCCAGCGAGGUCUACGCUCCGGCCACUUCGUCCUACCAUUGCCAGCACGUCAGCAGCCUGCACAAAUACGACACGCUGCUAGUGCCCAGCUCCCACACGGACACAUCCGCUAACUGGCACAUCACUUUCACUGACUUCCAGAUCCAGGCAUUCAACGUGCAGUCAGACAAGUUUGCGUCGGCCAGUGACUGCGCCACUUUUCUGACGCCCGCCAUCCUGAUGGGCUUGGUGACGUCUCUGAUCCUGCUCCUCGUCUUGGCCUACGCCCUGCAUAUGGUGGUACACCUCAAGCACAUCGACCGCUACGAGGAGCACAAAGCAACCGUCUACUUUCCCCGUAGUCCAGAAGCCGAGUUGCCAGACAAGAACAGCCUGUGAAGGGAAAUGGAGAGCCGGAGAACGACAGGAGAGAGGGGGAGGGAAAGCUGAGAAGCGAGGCAGAGGGGAGCGCAAGUCAACAUAAGAGUGAAGAAGUAUCCUCCACAGAAUAUUUGUUCAACAAAAUGACAACUUUGCCUGUUCAUAUGAAAACCUUGUUCAUUUUAAUUACUUUAAGUAAAUGCAGACCGUGGUUGGAUACUUUUUCUUCUCUUCUCUUUGACCUGCAUCAUGGCAUCCAGAUUCUGAAUGAAGCCUUUGGAUGUUCCAGCAUCUCCCUGAGAUAUGGUUCAUGAUCCUGAUGUCAAAGGUCAAGGACAGUCCCGGGGGCCCCGAGCGGCAAGGACAUAUACAGGACUUUACCACAGUCAGCCAUUAAAACCACAAAAGGCUAGCUAACACAGCUACCAUCAGAUGCUCAUUGUACGUAUGUAUUACAUGGCUUACAAGUGUCAUAUUACAAGCUUCCAUCACACACAUUGUCUUUCCAGCUUUCAUUACAGUGUACUUUGUCUGAUACCGCUGCAAGAAUUAUAUACUUCAAACAGUCAGUUCUAUAGCUGAAAUAGCCGUAUUAGCUGCAUGCCAUACAAGGCUGGUCUAUCUGGGCUAGUACAGUGUUUCCUAAUAAUAAGGAUUACACAGAGUCUUGCAUGGGUUGCAGCUUAAAUUGAUUAAAUAUGGCACAAAGUAAAUGAGCUUGUAAAGCUUUUGAGUGAAAGGGAAGAGAAAUAUUGGGAGCCACUGGUCAAGCAUCUGGCCGGAGGGAGAUGGACCAGCAACACGGGCACUUAGGAGCCUCUGGAGUGUCUCAGCCCACCCCUGAACAAAGACUGCUGCUUGGGACUUAACUGUGAAAUUGCUUUUUACAGACCGCAGGUCAGAUAAAGUGGGGCGGGAGGGGGAGUGUGG
This is a messenger RNA of Pungitius pungitius (ninespine stickleback), 2043 nucleotides long. RefSeq names its product ATPase H+ transporting accessory protein 1 like b (gene atp6ap1lb). The transcript is spliced from 7 exons. Bases 106 to 1131 code for a protein of 341 amino acids. The record is from RefSeq and is a predicted model, not a curated record. NCBI's taxonomy places the organism in Eukaryota, Metazoa, Chordata, Actinopteri, Perciformes, Gasterosteidae.